AUGGCGGAAAACAGCAGUUCGGCACAACAACCCGAUCAGAAUAAACAAGUGCAAUUCCAGGACACAAUCGAUAUACAACACAUCGAGCCUACAGCGCACAGCACAAGGACAAAUAUGCCAAACCCUUGGAUCGUAAGAUCGCGUACUUCGCCAGAAAAUCGCCAGGAACAGAACCAGCCGAAUAACAUACAAAUAGUUCCAGACACGCAGAACCCUAGGAGGAGGGGUGGACUACUGGGAAGUAGUAACAGUUCAUCCUUCAGAGAGGAACAAACGUCCAACCAGGCAAACCCUUCGGGUGAGAGGUUUUCGUCAAGCCCGUUCUGCGCGUUGCAAGGUACCCAAUCCUGGUAUUCGAACAAAAGAGAUAUUGGAAAAAUAGCCAGAGAAUGGAAUAUUAAGUUCGAUGGUAGCGAAGGUAGUUGUAUCGAAGAUUUUCUGCAACGAGUCAACGAAUGUAGAAUGUCGUCACAUCUCGACGAUAAUGACUCCAUCAAUGCAAUGCUGCAUGUACUGACUGGACCAGCCCUUGUCUGGUGCAGACAGCUACGACACUCGUGGGUGACUUGGAACGACUUCUGCAAAGCUGCUAGGAGAAGUUAUGGCGUGGAUCAAGACGUCCAGAUGCAACUACUAGCGGAAGCACAAGCAAGAUCGCAAGGCAAGAAAGAGCCCGUUAGGGAACACAUCUUUGCUGUGCUAGCGAUUCUCAGCCGCUUAGAUGAGCCACCAACAGUUGAAGCUCAACUUAAAAUGAUCUACGACAACAUGCUGGCUGAUAUUAGGAUGCUAGUGCCUAAGAAUGAAGUUGCGAGAGCGGCUGAAAAGCUCAUCUAUGAGCGAGACAAUUAUAAACCACCACCUUCACCUGAUCGCUGCCUACUGCCACAAUUGGCAUACAAGGAGGAGGCAGAAGCCAAGAAGAAAAGCGGUUCGUCAAAUGCUCCAGCUAUAGCUGAAGUGACAGAACCCGCAGCUCUCUGCACCAUAGUGGCUACUGCAGUUAAAGAGGCAAUAGCACAACUAGGCAUCACCCAGCAGGCCAAACCGCCCGAUGUUCCAUCGAAAAAGGCGAAUAACGCGGGAGGUAAUAAAAAACAAUGGCAAAAACAGAAGCCGAAGGGUACAUCAUCUGUGAACCCUCAAGAUGGCUCGGAGAAGAAGAAGCCUCCUGUUCGCGGACUUGCCAGUACUCACAACCAAGAUCAAAAGGUUAGAGGAUCGUUUCCAGAUCCAGUGAAGUGCUACGGCUGCAGUUAUGGCCUGGACACAUUUUGCACACUUGUCCUGAAUGUUCCAAGAAGUCGGGAAAAGACGCCUGAUAAGGACGCUAUUAUGCCAUUGAAGGAUCGUGGAUUCGCACACUAUGCGAUUCAGGAGCGGCUCGCACCGCUAUCGGACCUAUUGGUAUCCAAAUUGCCUCAACUUGCGGUCAGUCAAUUACACCGUACAAAGGUCCCGGUGCGAAGCUCGCCAAUGGUCAACUUGUCCAUUUAUGGCUAUGUUGAGUUGCCAUUCGAAGUGCUCGGUCGCCAGGGCGAGUCAGAGUCGAUCCCAUUGGAAUUGUCUGCUCUGACAGAAGGGGUUGCGAAUGCGCUAGCAGCUGUUGGAUUAGCGGAUGUGACGCAAACCCAACGAAGUCAGAUAGACGAACUGCUCAAUAGAUGGCUUCCCAGCAAUGAGAAACCCCUAGGUUGCACAAUGCUUAUUAAGCACGCAAUCGAGGUAGGUAGUGCGCGGCCUAUCAAGCAACGCUACUACCCAGUUUCGAAAAAGUUGGAAGAAGAAAUGCAUUCACAAGUCUACAAAAUGCUAGAAGCUGGAAUAAUAAGACGUGCUAAAGACAGUGAAUGGUCCAGCCCUGUUGUGAUGUACCCGCUUCCAUAUAUGGACUCGAUACUUAGCAAAUUGCAGAAUGCUCAGUAUAUAUCGACCAUAGAUCUGAGCAAUGCAUACCAUCAGAUUCCUAUGAGGGAAGAAGAUAUGCAUCUCACAGCAUUUACAGUACCUGGCCUGGGUUUUUUUGAAUUUACCCGUAUGCCAUAUAGCAUAGUGGGCGGGCCUAGUACGUUCCAGCAGCUCAGCGACAAGAUUAUUGGUCCAGAGCUUGAACCACAUGCUUUUUCUUAUUUAGAUGAUAUUAUCAUCACAACCAGCACCUUUGAGGAGCAUUUACACUGGUUGGAAGUGGUUCUGAAGCGUAUUCACGAAGCUGGACUUACCAUCAAUAGAGAAAAGAACCUUGAAGCAGUUACGCCGAGCAUGGCUUCUUGGUACAGAAAAUUUCUGGAUAACUUCGCGACAAUCGCCGAUCCUUUAACGCAAUUGACGAGGAAAGACGUCAAUUAUCGUUGGGGCGAGUCGCAACAGAUGGCUUUUGAGCAGGUGAAAGCGCUAAUAAUCGCUUCUGCUCCAGUUCUCCAUAGUCCUUCAUUUGAAGAUCAGUUUCCUUCAUUUGAAGAUCAGUUCACAAUUCAAACUGAUGCGAGCGACAUUGGCCUUGGUGCUGUGCUCACUCAGACUAUCGAUGGAGAAGAACGUGUACUCAGUUUUGCGAGUCGCACGCUCACUGAAGCCGAGAGAAAUUACUCUGUCACAGAACGCGAAUGUCUUGCUGUUCUGUGGGCUAUUAGAAAAUUCAGAGCUUACGUGGAAGGAUAUCACUUUGAAGUAAUCACCGCCACAGUAGUCUUAAAUGGCUCUGCAAUCUGCGGCUCACUACACUGCGUGCCAGAUGCCUUGUCCCGUAUGUAUGAGGAUGAAGAGAGCGAAGCGCAAUUAGCAUCCAUCGACGCAGAGGAUGAUUGUACUUCUGAUGCCUGGUAUAACGAGCUUAAAGCUCAAGUUGUACAAAAUCCCACCCACCGUCCCCAUUGGAAGGUGAUAGGGGGGAAAUUAUACCAUUUGCGUCCGGAUCCGCUUCUAGAAGAUAUUUUAGAUGAUCAAGAAGCAUGGAAAUUGGUCUUGCCUUCAGAUAAAGUAGCUGAAGUACUGUGGGAAUCGCACUGCGAGCCCACAGCUGGUCACAUAGACGCAAGACCUAUGAGCGGAUCGCAAGAUAUUUUUACUGGAAGAACAUGCAUAAAGAUGUCAGUAACUUCAUCAAAGAAUGUACGAUCUGUCAACAAACCAAGGUAG
This is a messenger RNA of Nasonia vitripennis (jewel wasp), 3138 nucleotides long. RefSeq lists its product as uncharacterized. NCBI's taxonomy places the organism in Eukaryota, Metazoa, Arthropoda, Insecta, Hymenoptera, Pteromalidae. Bases 1 to 3138 code for a protein of 1045 amino acids. The transcript is spliced from 7 exons. The record is from RefSeq and is a predicted model, not a curated record.